AUGACACUUAUUCCAUGCAUCGGUCAACACGAAUGUCCAGCCAUUGAGAGCAUUUCAACCCUUGUACAAAAAAUUACGGCACAACAGCAACGAUGGCAGUACAUAUGUAAUAGCUGUUACGAAUCUCAAGGUGGACAUUUAUAUCAACAUAAACAGCCAGGAUCAGGAAAUAAAAAAG
This is a messenger RNA of Paraglomus occultum, 178 nucleotides long. The record is from the annotation of a GenBank genome assembly. Lineage: Eukaryota; Fungi; Glomeromycota; Glomeromycetes; Paraglomerales; Paraglomeraceae.